Manihot esculenta (cassava) is the source of this 3996-nucleotide messenger RNA. RefSeq names its product F-box protein At5g39450. Bases 476 to 2404 code for a protein of 642 amino acids. NCBI's taxonomy places the organism in Eukaryota, Viridiplantae, Streptophyta, Magnoliopsida, Malpighiales, Euphorbiaceae. The transcript has 4 exons. Gene Ontology annotation, molecular function: protein binding. The record is from RefSeq and is a predicted model, not a curated record.
GGACUGUGAAGCAAAAGAACCAAUUGGGCUGUGGUGCUUUGAGAAUAAUGUUUUCAGUCUUUGGACUUUUCAGACUAAUAAUUCAAAAUUGGUUGGCUGCCUUGCCCACAUGCCCCAUAAUUUUUUUUAAAAUUUUUUUUGGAAAAUCAGAUUUUAAUUGCAAUUCUAAAUCCUCUCUCUCAUCCUGCAUGAUUGAUUCUCUUUGCUUUGAGAGGAAAAUUGAGGCCUUGAGGGUGGACUUGGGUACAGUUGGUGAUGAUGACCUCACCCCAAUCCUAGGGGUUGUUCAAUUUUGGAGAAUCUGCAACGAGUUCCUGGUUGAUUUUUUCUCUCUCUCUUUUUGUGCUGUGUAAUUAGAAGCUACUACAACUGAAGAAUCUUAGACAGCCAUUUCAAUUCCAGGGAAAUUAUUAUUCAUGCUCAUCACUUAAUUUUGAACUGCUGGAUAGAUUCGUAAAUAAUCAGUUAAGCUAGUAUGCUGCCUGAGCUCUGUGGUUCAAGCUUGCUCCUAGCUCUGCCGGAUGAUGUGUUUGCGAUUAUAUCUCGUUCACUUUCGCCUAGGGAUAUCUGUAAUCUCAGUCUUUGCUGCCGGAGUUUAUCUGCUCUCGUGGCCUCUGAAAAGGUUUGGCUAACCCAAUGUGACUUAGUGGGUAUUGUUCCUCAUCGGGACCUUAUUGAGUGGAGAAAGGGUGUUUCAUCUUAUAAGGCACUUUGUCGCUUCCUUGUUAGUGUUAAGCCGUUAAUUGGAAUUUGGGUUCAUCAAAACCCUGAGCUAGGUAAUGUGGUAUAUGUCAUGCCUGGUUUUGUGUCUGUUGUUGGAUGUCGGAUAAUACCACAAGAGCUUGGCCCUCUAGGAAUUGAAGAUGGCCCCAUACUCUGGGCGCCAGUGUUUGAAAUAAUAGGAGACCUUGAUGGUUCUAUUUUAUUUUUUUUACAUGGAAGAGAAAAAGGAAAUGACUAUAUUUAUCCUGGUUCAGUCAAGUCUGUUGAACAGAAUUGCAAUGUACUAUUGCUGGAGGUUGAGCCUAGGCUGCAAAAGAAUGUGAAUGCAUUAUUGCAUAGUAAGAGCUUUGCUUACAAUUCAGACAAGGAGACAUCAAGAAAGAUUUCUAGAUCAAAUAGUGGAUUGUCAAGGUCACACAGGAUGCUUGGACAGUGGGAUGCUAAGGUUCCUUUUAGCCGCUUGGCUUUUUGUGACAGAAGAAAAUUGAUUGAGAUUGUUACGAGCCAAGUUCAUCAAACUGUACCUGAUUCAGUAAAUGGGCCACUAUUUCCUCGGUUGAGGAGCGAUGCAGACAACUUUCAGAAAGAUAUUCUGCUAUUAUUUGAAAGGAGAUCCCUGCUUCUUCAAAAUUAUAAGCUUCGUGGAAGUUGUUUUGAUUGGAAGGUAGCUCCGGAACUGCCUUCUGAUCCUACUCAACUGCAGUUGAGUGAGAUUAAGAAAAGCCUUGAUCGCUCAAGUGGAUUUCAUAAUUCUCUAAAUGGGGAUGGUCAAACAAAACCUAUCAUGAAGAAGACUCUUAGUGGGUACUUUAGGGCUAGCCUUAGACAAAUAUGGGGGAAGUCUCCCUCUAAUGGUAGCCGCACACUUUCAAAGAAUAGUUCUUCUAGCAGCGAGUCCAAGCAUGCACAGCUUCAUGAAUUUUUAAGAGCAGGUGAUACAAUAGGAUUGACAUUGCAUGCCUCUACUGUUAAGUUAUCUUCUUAUCGAGCAUGGCCAAAUAUGCAUGACACUCGGUUUGCAUUAUACAAGCUACCGAUGCGGGCUCCAAGAGCUGACCAAGAGUAUGCUGGUCUAUGGGGUGGGACUUUUGGUUGGCCUCCUGGGAAGCCUACUGAAGAUAAGCCUGGAAAGGCUUUGUUCUUUCUUUUGAUCUCUUAUGAUGAAUCUGAGGGGCAAAGACAACUUAUUGCUACCAAAAUAUUGGAAGGAACCCACUAUGUUCUCCAUCCAAAUGGCUCAGCAAUGUUUAUGGUGAAUAUUGAUGAACCUUCAGAGGAUCCAUUUCCUUGGGAUGUUGAUGCAGAUUCCAUUCCUGUGAGCGUAAGACAUGCAUUUGCUGGUGAGGGUAUUGCAAAUGGGUAUGGUUUCCGAUAUCCUGGCUCAAAGCCCGGUUCCCUUUUUGUAAUUCAAAAUGGUCUUCUGGCCUUCAUCUGGAAGGAAUCUAGAGCUGUCUUGACCAUGCAGAGACUGAACUUGCAAGAGCUUCUGAAGAAAGGUGAACGGGUGCCUGCUCUACCUCCAACAGCCAACUUUUCGUAUUUGACCAAGUCCUACUCAAAUGUGUUUGCUGGCUUCUCAAAUGCCUCAACUUGUUUGUCUUCACCAAGCUCGAUUUAUCUUGAUUUUGGAUUUUGGUUCAACCUCCUAUUGAAGGUUCAGACUAGUUCAGAAAUCUGCUGAGUUAAGUCAUUAAGUCAUUCAAACGUCCAUCAAAUUGUUGCAUGAAAGAAUUCAACUUAUCUUCUAGAUUUAUUGAAAUACCUGUGAUGCUCUGAUACUAAAUUAUUAUGGUCCUAGAUUGCGGAUUGUGUCAUGGGAUGAUUGAUAGGAAAAGAGCUCAUUAGAGGGAGCUCUUAACACCUCAAAGACUAAAAAAGGAGUCUCAAUUUUAUAAUUCUUAGAAUAAAUAUGCUUGUAUUAUUAAAUAAAAUAAACCCCUUUUAUAGUGGCGGUUCUAAUACUCCUAAUUAAAGUAGAAGUCUAAUACUAGUAACCAUUAGAUCUAGGAUAAGAUAAUAAAAAAUAUGGUAAGAUAAGAUAAUGAAAAAUCUGAGAAAAAACUAUUAAAUAAAUAAAAUAUGUUUGUUAUGGAUUUGGCCUAUCCAUAACUAUAACAUAGUUGUUAUGGUCCCACGUUGCGGAUUGCGUCAUGGGAUGAUUGAUAAGAAAGGAGCUCCUCAGAAGGAGCUUGUAACACCUUAAGACUCAAAAAGGAGAGAGUCUCUAUCUCACGAUUCUUAGAAUAAAUAUGUUUUUUUGGCUUUUGAUUUGUGUGGUUGCUGGUGUUUUGUCUCUUGGAGAAUGAUUGUAAAUUUAGGGUUUGAUUUGAUUGGAGACUGGGAAGAGGCUUUCAUUGCUAUUGCUCUUACCAUGGAAGAGAGAAUGGAAUACCAUGAGUUAUCGACUAGUGAGAAUGAUCAAAUAAAAAGAUAUGAAUUUUGUCUGAUUGUGUGUUGCACCAGUUAAGAUAUGCAGGACCUUCUGUUUUUUCUAGUUAUUUCUUACUUCUUUUUAAAAUUAUUUUACAUCCCUAAGGUAUGUUAAAUUAACACUUAUCUUCCUCUAUUUUUUAAAACUCAACUAUUUAAUCUUUGUAUUUUGAUUCCUUCAAAUUGGAAGUCUCUGUUUAAAUUUUUUGUUAAUCAUCUUUGAACUAACCAAAAUACCCUUAAAUAUACAGUAUGCUUUAAUACUUGGAUUAUAUCAAAAUUAACACAUACAACCCUUAAUUUCUCAAAAAUAAAUAGUUUAAAAUAGUUUUCUUUUUUUGUGUUGCUAUACACACACACACAGAGAGAGAGAGAGAGAGGUGGGGGCAUGCAGAUAGAAUUAUGAAUUUUUGUAUAAAUGUCUAGAAUUUCUAAUUGUAUUAGAUUUUUGUUUAUAAUACUUAGGAAUUGAAUAUGGAUUAUUUUUGCUGUUAUCACCUUAACAUCAAAAUGAGUUCAUAAUGCAAUGGGCAUAUCAACAUUUACGAUUUUACUGUUUGGUUUGUGAAAAGUCCAUGGGAUUUGGGAAGGUGUCGCAUGCCAUAGCAGUAGGAGGAGUUAUUUUUCUUUUUACAUUACUUUGUUUUUGCAGAACUAAUAUUUCUGUCUUUGAAACACAAAAAACAGUAAAAUUUUGUUGGCUUCCAUAUAUACACGCAUAAGGUAGCAAAAGAAGUGAUACUUUUCAGUAUUGUUUCAUCACAAUUAAUUUUGCAUGCUUCAUUCCUGAUAAUGCGUUUCUAUAUAACCUUUUAUAGCCAUUUAAUUGAUUCUACAUUCUUU